This is a messenger RNA of Strigops habroptila (Kakapo), 2313 nucleotides long. RefSeq names its product mitochondrial contact site and cristae organizing system subunit 13 (gene MICOS13). Bases 1730 to 2209 code for a protein of 159 amino acids. The record is from RefSeq and is a predicted model, not a curated record. Gene Ontology annotation, cellular component: MICOS complex; mitochondrial crista junction. Gene Ontology annotation, biological process: cristae formation. NCBI's taxonomy places the organism in Eukaryota, Metazoa, Chordata, Aves, Psittaciformes, Psittacidae. The transcript has 4 exons.
GGAGCUGGCAAGAACUGAGACUCCAGCGGGAGCCACCUUUGUCAGGAAUGAAAGACAGCGAGGACAGGGACAAGCAGCACUUUGAUAAGGAGCUGCAAAGUUGCUGUUCCCUGUGGAAGGGAGGGAACACCAGUUUUGGGAAUGGUUCGCAUGUGCCCAAGGAAGGGCAGGGCUCGGUGGAACUCCCUGUCCAGAGGGAGCAACCCUGGCAGGCCUCGAGAGAAUGAAACCUGCUCUUGUACGAGGAGGGAUCCAAAGAGGGCAGGAAGCAGAAGAGCUCACAAAAUCAUCUCAUCUGUCUUCCUGCCUUCCUCAACGAGUCUUUCCACAGCUUCCACUUGCUCCAGGACUGCUGCUUGUGCCAUUCAGCGUGUCUUAAAUGAACUGGACUGGGGGAAUUACCCUGAAAAUCAUAGAAUCACAGACUGGUUUGGGUUGGAAAGGACCUUAAGAUCAUCUACUUCCAACCCCCUGCCAUGGGCAGGGACGCCUCACACUAAACCAUGUCACCCAAGAUAGAAGCAUAGAAUAGUUAGGGUUGGAAAAUGCCCGUCCUCAGUGCAACCCUCCACUUGUGGAGUCAGCGCCAAGUCCUCAUUUAAACCAUGCCCUCAAAGCGUAAGUUCACAGCCAAAGCCUUCUCUAUGCUGUAUGGCUGCAUUCAGGUUCUCACAGGUACAUUUGAUGUAAAAAACACAUCCAAUCUGAAAAGUAAAAUGAAUAAAUGAUUCUCUCUUGUCCAAAAGAACAUGUUACCUGCAGCUGCCCACAAAACUUUACAACAGAGAGGGAAAUGAAGCUGACAAAUUACACUGAGAUGUGCUUUGCCAUGCUUGGAUAACCACCCAUGCCUGCGUUACACAGUGGUGUACGAGGCAGGCAGAGAGGUGAGGGAUUUCCAUCUGGACUUCUCCUUCUUGAGAACUUGUUCCACCAAAGGAACAAUCAAACCUCGAGUCAGGACCAAACCUUCCUGACACCACCAGCAUCCCCUUCCCAAGCAGAGCAUCAUUAACCAGGCUGGUUCUCUGCACUCUGUGAGGUUUGCUGUCUUCACACACUCUUUAGGAGCCAGAAGCAGUUGGAUACAGUGAAUAAAGGACAGUUCUGGGAGGUGUCUUCUGCAAAACUCCCUUGUUCUCCACGCCAUAAAGCUUUUUUGGGAGGCAGCAGAGCAGGAUAUGGCCAAUGCUUAGUGAGGGCAUGGAACUCCCAGUCUUACCCAAGGUAUGGAGAUGCUCAUGGACUGAAUUCCUUGCAGGAGCGUGGCCUGGAGAAGAUAAACAGAGGGGAAACAGGAACGAGUGUGAAGCUGAGUUGCUGAAAGGUUCUAAUCCAGGAGACCUUGAAGCUGAGAAGUUCACGGGUGGAACUCGAGGGGUUUAAGUUAAAAGCAGAAUGUGAUCUGGCCACACAUGGUUUCUAUUUCUACCCAUUCUCAUUUCUAUCCAUCCUCACUUCAUUCCCGCUCCCCUGUUACCAACAGGGGGACAGCAGCGCUUUAAACCACCUCACACUUGGCUCGAGGUGCACAAAGCACCGCACACGGCCUGGUCUGAACCUCUGGCAUUGCCUCAGGAUUAACGCCUGGACACCCAGCGCUGAUCGCCCCCGCCGCAGCGAGCCGUACCUCGGGGGAACCGGCGCCUCUCACUCCGCAGCACAGGGGCGAAGCGGCGGCGCUGACAGGAAGCAGCGGGGCUGGGGCGGCGCGAUACCAGCUCCCGACAUGUCACGACAUGACGCGAUCCCGCCGCCCCCCCCCCCAACCGCUCCCCUCAGCGCGGCCCCGCCCCGUUGCCAUGGCGCCACGCAGCGGGGGCGGGGCCUCCCGUGCCACGUGACCGGCUCCCACCGCCCCCCCGCCGCCGUCAUGGCCGCCAGGCUCGUCCCCGUCCUCAAGUUUGUCACCAAAGGAGGCCUGGCAGGGGGUGCCGUGUAUGUGGCGUACGACCAGGGGCUGCUGGGCAGCAGCACACAAGGUGCUGAAGCCUUCAGGAAAGCUCAGGCAGCGCUGCCUCCAGCCAUCCAGGAGUGGAUAAGUUACACGGGCUGGGAGCUCCCACCCAUUCCAAAACUUGAGUUUUCCCCUUCUGAUUUCUGGAAUAAAGGAGUACGGAUGGUGAUGUCUGCCUUGUCCGUGGCUCCCACCAGGGCCUGUGAAUACACUGCAGAAGGCUGGAAGUACGUGAAGGACCUUGUCAAAUAGUGUCCCGGUUCUCCAGGGUUGUCACUCUCUCCAUCCCGUGUUGGCCGUGGGAUGAGGCCGAGCCCAGCCCUUGGGAAGGCUGCAAUAAAAGACUUUGGAAUUUC